Molecule: messenger RNA, 396 nt
Organism: Eutrema salsugineum
Lineage: Eukaryota; Viridiplantae; Streptophyta; Magnoliopsida; Brassicales; Brassicaceae
Exons: 2
Coding region: 1-396 (131 amino acids)
Source: RefSeq, a predicted model, not a curated record
AUGCUGUCGCAUAAGGGUAGAAGUAGACAUUUUUAUCUGCACCGGCAAAUUAAAGUUGAGAAGUGCGUGGAAGAUGAAGCCGGAGAAGAAGAAGAGAGUAACAACGCACCGAAAUGCAGCGAGGCCAGAAUGAAUUUCAAGACUUGUAAGUUUGAUAACCCUGUCUACUAUGCGCCCAUUAUUUCUGCCGAGGCCCGAUUGGUUGCUAGGAUGAUAAGCGAGCUUCAAGCUGAGAAGGAGGCCGUUUUGGCUGGUAAAGCUACAGCCAUUGCUAAGGCCUUUAGCAAGUUGCAAACAGGGGAGCAGCCACCUCUGCCUGCUGAGGUUGCAGCCAUUGCUAAGGCGUUUCAAGAUUUGGAAGCGAAAAAGAAGGAGAAUGCAGAGGGAAACGCGUGA